AUGCAAACAUACAAUCCACUUCUUAUUUCAGAUACUAUUGCUAAAAUCAUCUCAAAUCUUCUGUUAGAGAAUCUAGAUAACUGUAUUCAAAUUAACCACACAUGGUAUAAAGAAAUUUGUCAUGAACUUUAUAAGAGACAUAAAAACUUUAAUACAAAAUACUAUGAUUUAUUGGAGAAACUAGACAGAUGCUAUAGAAAAUCAAAUAUAAAUGAUAAUAAAAUUGAGCUCAUAUAUAAUAAUGUAUUAACAAUAUUUGAUGAGCUCGUAAAAGUAGAAAG
This is a messenger RNA of Racocetra persica, 281 nucleotides long. Lineage: Eukaryota; Fungi; Glomeromycota; Glomeromycetes; Diversisporales; Gigasporaceae. The record is from the annotation of a GenBank genome assembly.